UUAUUGUCUGUUCUGCACGGUGGACAUUAGACAACAACCGCCCUGAUUGCCCUCCUCUUCGUUAUCUGGCUCUCUCCCUCUGCUCGGCGCCAGGACGUCACAUCGACGCACAUACGACGCCCAACCUAAUAUCAAUCUGUAUCAAACUGCUCUCCUUGAGUCACGCCCAAUCUUGCUCUCCCUUGUACCAGCUGUCUGUGUAAUUGUGUUGUUUCCAAUAUGAAGUCCUUAACUGUUCUCUCGACCCUCUUUGCUCUGGGUGCCGUUGGUGUGCCCACCAGACGACAGAGCAACAUCGAUAAUACGAUGCUCAACUUUGCACUCACGCUCGAAUACUUAGAAAACCGGUUCUACGCAGACGGGUUAUCACAAUUUGACGAUACGGCCUUCACCAGCGCAGGCUUUCCCGAUUGGGUCAGAGGACGCAUCACGCAGAUAGCAGCGCAUGAGGCCUCCCAUGUUUCUUACCUCCGCUCCAUCCUCGGUUCUGCUGCAACAGCAGAAUGUGUCUACUCGUUCCCGUACACCGACCCCUCCUCGUUCGUCGCACUCGCCUCGGCAUUGGAGGGGAUCGGUGUGGCCGCUUAUACUGGGUCGACGCAGCUUUUGACGGAGAAGAGCGUGAUUAUGGCUGCUAGCAGCAUUCUGGCAGUGGAAGCGCGGCAUCAGGGGUGGAUCGAGAGUGCAGUAGAGCAUGGGCCAGGGUGGAAUACUGGGUUUGAGACCCCGCUUGAUGUGGAUCAGGUGUAUACCCUUGCUGCCUCGUUCAUCACUUCAUGCCCGUCUUCGAAUCCUGCUCUUCCUGUGACCGCCUUCCCCGCGCUCUCAAUCCAGCAAGCGUCCAUCUCAGCAGGAGACACGGUGACGUUGCAAUUUAACACGAGCAUUGCCGGGCCGUACUUCGCCGCUUUUUUCACUGGACUCUCUACUAUAUUUGUAUCAAUUCAGCACGAUAAUUCCGUUGCGGUGCCAUCUGGGCUGCUUGGAACCGUAUUCAUGCUGGUCACCACGAGUAGCUCAAGUGUGACAGAUGGAAACACGGUUGCUGGUCCCACCGUGCUGAACUUCCCUUUCUUGAGUUCAGUCGUGGUGCCAAGCACUUGAUCUAGGCUCCUACCUCAUGUUCUUGUUUUCUGUCCGGCUGUGGGCCCCGUGUAGUACACAUGUUGUCCUCGUGAGAGAUGUACGAUUGUAAUACCACUUAUCAUUCAC
Messenger RNA from Dacryopinax primogenitus, 1212 nucleotides. RefSeq lists its product as uncharacterized. Bases 220 to 1104 code for a protein of 294 amino acids. Lineage: Eukaryota; Fungi; Basidiomycota; Dacrymycetes; Dacrymycetales; Dacrymycetaceae. The record is from RefSeq and is a predicted model, not a curated record. The transcript has 8 exons.